This is a messenger RNA of Sclerotinia sclerotiorum 1980 UF-70, 918 nucleotides long. RefSeq lists its product with no specific name. The record is from RefSeq and is a predicted model, not a curated record. NCBI's taxonomy places the organism in Eukaryota, Fungi, Ascomycota, Leotiomycetes, Helotiales, Sclerotiniaceae. The transcript has 2 exons. The coding region runs from base 1 to 918 and encodes 305 amino acids.
AUGGAGAGCGAGCACAAGCCCAAACCACCACAAGAUGAGAUUACAUUAAACUCAAACAUGUCAAACCAACCUGAAAAUCAUCACGCCAUCAUGCGUCCACCUCAGAUUGACAAUAGAGACAUGUUUCUAUUUGAGAGUGGGAGUAAAAGAAGAGCCCUCCGCUCUAUUUCCUAUAAUACUCGCAUUACGAGAUCAAAAUCAAAAUUGCUAGGGAUUGAACAAUCCUUUCCUCUCUAUCCAGAUGUGUGCCAGGGAGCGAAGAGCAUCAAAAACCAAAAGAGAAAAGCCAGAGCCCAGCCAAUUACCACUAUGUUUCAUUAUUUUAUCCGCCUUCCCACUGAGAUUCGCCUCGAAAUCUUCCAUCACAUGUUCCCACAUCCCCGGACGAUAUCUACUUCAAAUCAACACUACCAAACUCGUGACUCAUCACAAAUCGAACUUUUAAAGCCGUCUGUAACCUUCUAUAUCAAUCAUGAAGCACGGCAGGAAACUCUUCGGUUUUGGGGUGUUGACAAGGCACCCAACCACGCUCCGGGUGUUUUCAACGAAAUCAGUUUCCGCGCAAAUUACGACCACUUUCAGUUAAACAUUUACCUUUGGGAUCGUGAGAGUUAUAUAGAAAGUAUGAGAAGAUUUGAGGAGAAGAACCCAGGUCGCUUGAGCGCAGUAAAGGAAAUUACGCUUGUGGCGUCGAAACCUGGUUAUUUGCCCAUCUUUAAUUUUAAGUCGCAUGACCAGCCGAAUAUCUUCCAGCAUUUACCAGAGUUGGAGAGAGUAUUUAUAAAAUGCGUAGUCUUCAAGCCCCAGCUCAUUCUCAAAUUUUGGCCAUCGUCGCAUGUGGCAUGGAUGCAGAAAGUCUGGAAACAAGCUUGGGCCUCGAAGGAGAAGGUGCCAGAUAUUUCAUACUUGACUACUUGA